This is a messenger RNA of Paracoccidioides brasiliensis Pb18, 345 nucleotides long. RefSeq lists its product as uncharacterized. The record is from RefSeq and is a predicted model, not a curated record. The transcript is spliced from 2 exons. The coding region runs from base 1 to 345 and encodes 114 amino acids.
AUGUUCGGAGACUGCUCUGCGCUACAGACUUCUGGAGAACUUCUCGUAUACUCUCGUACUUUCGCUGAUUAUGGGCUUAAUACACCACUGGCCAUCGCGAGUGUCCGAAACAAUGCGCUAUCGAAAGCUCGAAAGCUGCGCGUCGCCUUGGAAUUUGGCUAUAUAAACACUGUCCUCCACAACGCCCUGAAGCCCGGUCUACCAGGGAAAAUGAAAAUAUUCAUUGAGACAAAAGAGCGGAGUUUUUCCGCCCAAGCCAUCCUCGAAAUAGUGCACUACAUCUUCAGAAGCUCGAGGGGCAGGAUUCCAUUUCUCUCGGGGACUGGAGCAAUCCAACCCUAUUAG